AUGAGCAGCGCAAGUAUGCACAGGCGCACGGUUUUACGGUUCCCGCGCCGAGUCGAUUUAUAUUCGACCCCCUCCUCGGCCCUCGUUAGUCGGUCCUUUCGAUCGUCCGCUAUCCGAUUGAAUUCUGCUGGUUCUGGCUCUGGCGAUGGAGAUGGAACUGCUUCGAGCUCAUCGGCUCCAGCUCCCAAGUUUGGGAAUCGAUGGGGCCCGAAAUUAGUAAGUAAACCGACGGGGUUGAGUGCCGCUGAGCAGUCGUUACGCGAUUCCCUCAAAGCUGCAAGUCAACCACCUCCCAAACCAGAACAACCAAAACAACCAAAACACCAAUCUCGAGAACGAAGGCCAUUUGAGAGGCAUCCGGGGGCUACAAGGAAUGGCCCAGGUGACCACUCACUCAGAUCCCACGACAAGCCGACCUCAUUCCGACGAGAUCGUGUUCGCGAGCGACAUGAGCGUGAGCAGAAUGGACAGUUCCCCCGAAACCAAAGACAAACACAAGAGAGGAGAGACAACGAUUGGACGUGCAAGUCAUGUAAUGGUCAUGUCUUUGCUAAGCAUGUCGCUUGUCCAUUCUGCAGUGCUCCUCGACCGGAUGUCGCCCGCCGACGCGAACCGCAGACUUUUUGGAAGGACAGAGCACCCACUGGCCGGAAAGGGUUUGGCAAAGACACUUCUCCGGAUGCAACGACCAUGAAGUACCGGGGACUGAAGGAUGAGCUAGAGGAAUCGAAGGCCGACGAAAAGGAACAACAACAACCGCUUGAUGCUGUAUCAGAGGCAGAGGCGAAGCUGGAAAGACAAAAAAGGAAGGAGGAGAGAUUAAAGGCAAAGGAGGAUCAGUGGAACUGGGAUAUGUCUGCUUUGGAGAAGCUGGAAGCCAAGGAAGCCCUAGAGCAAGCGGCCUCAUCCAAGAAGCCCGGACGCAAAGGUCAACGACCGUCCCAGUCCGAGGGAGACGAUUUUGACCCAGAAGAGCAUGAACGACUUCGCGAUGAACGCAAGCGGCUCAAGAAGGCCAAGGCAGACAAGAAGAAGGGGAGAUCUGCAAAGGUCGAAGCAGCUCCCACGCCCAUCUACCUCCCCGAGUUCAUCAGCGUCAGCAACUUGGCCGACGUCGUUGGUGUACGCCCCAAUCUAUUCGUGCAGCGGAUGGAAGAAAUGGGCUUUGAAGAUGUCAUGUACAACCAUGUUUUGGACGCGGAGACUGCUGGCUUAGUGGCCGCAGAGUAUAACUUCGAGGCUCUUUUUGAUACAGAGAACCCCGACCUUCAGGCUGCACCGACUACUAUCCUGGACUGGUUGCGUAAGUCAUCAGUCGCGGCCACUGAACACGGUGGUAUCACCCAGCACAUUGGUGCCUUCUCGGUGCCAAUGCCUUCGGGAAAAACGAUCACCUUCCUCGACACUCCUGGUCAUUCUGCGUUCUUGGAAAUGCGCCGCCGUGGUGCCGAUGUUACCGAUAUUGUCGUCCUUGUUGUGGCCGCCGAUGAUAGUGUCAAGCCGCAGACCAUCGAGGCUAUCAAGCACGCAACCCAAGCUAAUGUUCCAAUCAUUGUCGCAAUGAGUAAGAUUGACAAGGAGGGUCGCGACCCCGACCGAGUCAAGCAGGAUCUUUCUAUUCACGGUGUCCACGUGGAAGACUACGGUGGUGAUGUUCAGGCCAUUGGAGUGAGUGGUAAGACUGGCGAAGGAAUGAUUGAAUUGGAGGAGGCGAUCGGCGCCUUGUCCGAGAUGCUCGACCACCGUGCCGAUACUGCAGGCAAUGCAGAGGGUUGGGUUCUCGAAGCGACCACCAAAAGCUAUGGCCGUGUGGCAUCUGCUCUUAUCCGUCGUGGUACCCUGCGCACUGGUGAUGUUAUUGUUGCCGGUGAAACGUGGGCUCGUGUCCGUACACUUCGCAAUGAAGCCGGCCUUGCCAUUGAAGAAGCCACCCCCGGCAUGCCUGUUGAGAUUGAUGGCUGGAGAGAUCAGCCAGCGGCUGGCACCGAGAUUCUCCAAGCCCCCACUGAACAAAGAGCCAAGGAGGUCGUGGAGUACCGCCAGGAUCGCUCCGACAACAAGAAGCUGGGCGAAGACAUGGAAGCCAUCAACGUUGCCCGACGAGAGGCUCUUGACAAACGCAGACUUGAGGAUAUGGAUUCUGACGAGGCAGCUACCAAAACGGCAGAGCCCACUGGCCCUAAGCCAGUAAACUUCAUCAUCAAGGCUGACGUCGACGGCUCCGCCGAGGCAGUUCUGAACUCGAUUGCCGCCAUCGGAAACAAUGAGAUCUACGCCAACGUGAUCCGCUCUGGAGUUGGUCCCGUGGGAGAGUUCGAUAUCGAACACGCUGCCAGCGCCAAUGGUAUCGUAGUCUCCUUCAACAUGCCCAUCGACAAUAAUUUGAUGCGUAUGGCUGAGAUGGAGGGAGUCCGAAUCAUGGACCACAACAUCAUCUAUAAGCUCAUCGACGACGUGAAAGCCAACCUCAGCGAGCAUCUUCAGCCAACAGUCACCCAGCGUGUGACUGGUGAAGCCGAGAUCGGACAGAUCUUCGAGAUCACCCUCAAGGGUCGCGAGAAGAUUGCGAUCGCGGGAUGCCGUGUUCGUAACGGUAUGGUUCAGAAAUCGCGGAAGGUCCGAGUGACCCGUAACGAUGAAACCAUCUUCGACGGUACCAUGAACUCCCUCAAGAACGUCAAGAAGGAUGUCACCGAAAUGCGCAAAGAUACUGAGUGCGGUAUUGGAUUCGAGGGCUGGACUGACUUCGCGGUUGGCGAUCAUGUCCAAUGCUAUGAAGAGAUCUUUGAAAAGCGUUAUCUCUAA
Messenger RNA from Penicillium waksmanii, 2805 nucleotides. Its product is annotated as translation initiation factor 2. The coding region runs from base 1 to 2805 and encodes 934 amino acids. NCBI's taxonomy places the organism in Eukaryota, Fungi, Ascomycota, Eurotiomycetes, Eurotiales, Aspergillaceae. Gene Ontology annotation, biological process: translational initiation. The record is from RefSeq and is a predicted model, not a curated record. Gene Ontology annotation, molecular function: GTP binding; GTPase activity; translation initiation factor activity. The transcript is spliced from 4 exons.